GACUAAGUCCGCCAUUCUUUUUAUAUUUUUAUUAAGGAUUGGAAUGAGCGAUGGAAGAAUUUUAUUUCCAGCAGAUCAAAAUAUGCAUCACUUUUGUAAAACUUUUAACCUACGUUCAGGACAUAAGAAUUUGAAAGGAUGGGAUCUGACUUGAAUCGCUUCCUGGACUCCGAACUGUAGCAGCUUGAAAGCGUCGUAGCUUUUAACUCGAGUGUUUUUCACGGAUGGUUAUUAAUGGGUUAUUCAUUAUUUAUUGUAAACAUAAUGUGUUUACUUAGAUAACUAGUGAUUUAUGAAUAUGAUGGUUAGGAACCAGUUGAUAUUAUGUUUGGAUUUGUAGCCAUGUAGCGUCAUAUUGUAGACAAAAGACUGUCACUAUUAAUGGACAAUGGAAAAGUUGAGACUAGUGGAUGGCUUGGAAGCAAUACCGUCAUUACGAAUACAGUCCCAUUGCGAUACGUUAUUCCUCUAUAUGCAACACUUACACAUUACAAACCGUUUCCUGGAUGUUAUUGUUCAAAAUGGAGGUGAUUAUGCGACAUCGGCUCAUCGUAUUAUUCUAGCUGCUUAUAGCAGACAUUUCGAUGCAGCUUUGUCUAGUGUGCAAGAUUCUGCAGUUAUAACCUUGAACAUUGAUCCAAAAAUUACAGGUGUGGAAAUGGAUGAUCUUCGGGCACUGGUGAAAUAUAUGUAUACUGGACGUUGCAACAAUCGAUCUCAAAACAGGACACUUUCUGUUGCAAAUGCGCUUGGUUGUGACUCUUUAAUUAAACUACUAGAAAGUGAAGAAGCUCGGGUUUAUCAGAAUGUAGAAUUAGAAAAUCCAGAUCAUGCGCAGGAACUAUUACAAGCAAUUUAUCGUUUCAAAACUCAAGGAAAAUUUAUCGAUUGUUUCGUGAGUAGCCAGAACAGAAUGAUUCUUCGGUGUCAUCGUUUGAUGCUUUGUGCAUUCAGUACUCAUUUCGAAAAUGCACUUGCAUGUACCGAGAAAAGUGCCAUUGUCACUGUUGAUAUCGAUCCUCAAAUUACGGGUGUUAGUAGUAUGGAUUUGAGGAAUAUAGUCGAUUUUCUGUACAGCGGAUCAGUUAGCACUACAUCGAGAGGUCAUAAGAUAUUACGGCAAGCUGCUGUUACUUUGGGUGUAGCUAGAUUAGUUGAUGCUAUCGAUGAAGAAAUAAUUUUUUCCGAAACAAAUCAUUCAUACUGUACUGAUGAUCGUGAUGAAAUGCUUGUGACAAACACAGUUUGCGAGUUUUCGGAUUUCAUAGAUAAUAGAAAUUUGAUUGGGAAUGGCGAGUCCAAUAUUUCUACUGUAAACGGUUCAAUCUUUGAAGAUGAAAAUGAUGACAAUAAUCUGGCAGAAACCAGUGCUGAAGAUCUUAUGGAAGAAGCUUCUAAUUUUAUAGACAAAGAUGAAAUACAGAUGGCAGAAGAUGACAUAAAACAAAGUGGGAUGGUCGUUGCGAAGGCAGCAAAUGAUUACAUGUAUAUUUAUGAAAAAUUUGUUGCUGGACCAAGACGUGGUCGCAAGGGUGGUACAUAUGGACAUAAGCGAUUGAUGUUGCAACUGAAAAAAAAUAAGCUCUCUCAUGUGGAGGAAGCAUCAACCAGUUAUGAUGCUAUACAGAAUGAUGAUUUUGAAACAGUCUCUGCAGUGACGGUGUCGUACAUUCCACCCGCCAAAAAGUGUCAUUUGCUGGACAGUUUUGGUUAUGGUUUACCUGAAAUUGUUGCACCCAAAGAUGUGACUGUGCCUUUAUUAGUUGGCGACCAAGAGAUAAUGAUGGAAAAACCCUUCAAGUGUCCAUUCUGUAAUCAUCGUACAAAGGAGAAGAGUGCGGUUGAAAAACAUGUCAGAUGUAUACAUACCUUGGAAACUCCUUACAAAUGUCAAUAUUGCAAUCAAGCUUUUAAAGUGCAGAGCAAUCUUGUCAGGCAUAUUCGAGCCCAUACAGGCGAAAAACCGUACACAUGCAAAAAAUGUGGAACGACAUAUGCAGAUAAGAAAAAUAUGGAUGCGCAUAUAUUUAGAGAGCAUUUGAAAGUGAAACCAUUUGAAUGUCCGGAAGAGUUCUGCAGAGCUAAAUUUUGGCGAAAAGAUCGUUUUGUUGUGCACUGUCGUCGAACGCACAGUUUUGAACCGGUUAUUACUUUUGAAAAAUUGAGUACCUGAAUAACAGUUGAAUCUGGAGCUAUUCCUCACGAUUUCAUGUUUCCUGAUGUUCUCCAGAAAUGCUUUUCUUUAAACUGUGAUUAUAUAGAAUAAUUAGGUGCCAGUUAUUGGAUAUUUCUUUUAUCAGUCCCUUCUGUGUUAAUUUUUGGCAGCAUCUUCAUUUUAUUGUGAUUUACUAAUCACUGAGAAAAAGAAUAAUCUCCAGAAUUUAUUUUAAAUCAUAU
This is a messenger RNA of Loa loa (African eye worm), 2397 nucleotides long. RefSeq lists its product as hypothetical. Gene Ontology annotation, cellular component: nucleus. The record is from RefSeq and is a predicted model, not a curated record. Gene Ontology annotation, biological process: regulation of transcription by RNA polymerase II. Lineage: Eukaryota; Metazoa; Nematoda; Chromadorea; Rhabditida; Onchocercidae. The transcript has 10 exons. The coding region runs from base 389 to 2173 and encodes 594 amino acids. Gene Ontology annotation, molecular function: RNA polymerase II cis-regulatory region sequence-specific DNA binding; DNA-binding transcription factor activity, RNA polymerase II-specific; protein binding.